Messenger RNA from Vombatus ursinus (common wombat), 1965 nucleotides. Its product is annotated as ermin-like. Gene Ontology annotation, cellular component: filopodium; extracellular exosome; cell cortex. Gene Ontology annotation, molecular function: actin filament binding. Bases 204 to 1082 code for a protein of 292 amino acids. Gene Ontology annotation, biological process: actin filament organization; morphogenesis of a branching structure; regulation of cell shape. The record is from RefSeq and is a predicted model, not a curated record. The transcript is spliced from 3 exons. NCBI's taxonomy places the organism in Eukaryota, Metazoa, Chordata, Mammalia, Diprotodontia, Vombatidae.
AUACUUUAAGGGAAAAAUAAAGAAGUUUGUUAAGUAUUGGAGAAAAAUAUAGUGAUAGGCAGGACCAUUUUCAACCUAUGCUUCUGGGAUUGCUAAGAAGAUUCUAGGGUUUUAAAGAAGGAAUCAAAUAACCUACCAAGAGGAGUCAUUCCUUUUACUUAUCCCCAAAAGGUUGCAAAUUAGGUGAUCUUUACUGGAAAAUCAUGACAGAAGCUCCAAAGGCAUCUAGUGUGACUGAGUACAAUGGGGACACGUCACCCGAAAAAGAUACCACUGAAAUUAGUGAUGAGGUUUUCACCCCUGAUGACCUCAGCAAAUGUCAUGGUGCAGUUGUAAGUCUCGAAGGUUCUAUCUCCAAAGAAAAUCCAGAAGAAAGCAAAUAUUCUCGAGCAAGCAUGAUCUGCAGAGAUUUGGCUUGGUCUCUGGAAGAGAAGAAGCAUAGAGAAGAACAAACAGAGGAGGACAACUUUACUGUUCAUAAGAGAAUAGCAAGUUUCUCCCUCAAGGAAACAAGAGCUGAUGAAAUGACAUCAGAGGAAGGACUUCAGUGGGAGAAGAUUCCUCCACAUGGAAAAUUCCAGGAAACAACAAGACAGAAGGAAAGUGGCAUUGAGAAUCUUCUAGAAGGAAGAGAUGGUAGAAUUAGGAAAAACGAGGAACUCCAGGUAGGAGAAACAGAAGCCAACUUGAAGUGGCUGGGAUCUCAGCAACCCAGCAAAGAUGGAAGGAUGAUGUCCAAACAGGAUGAGGAAAUAGAGGAUGGUGAGCAGGAGAUAGAUAAUGAGAAUGGGAAUGGUGAUGAUGAGGAUGAUGAUGAAGAAGAUGAAGUCCGAUUAAUAGAAUUUAAGAAAGGAAAUGGAGGAGCUUCUCACCUCAAGGUGGAAGGUAAUGACGGUGACGACUCCCCUCUGAGCAGCCCCAGUUCACAUCCUAUGACACCAGAAGAGCUGCCAGCCUUGGGGAAGAAGAAUGAUAUUUCCAGACAUACUUAUUCAAGAUACAACACAAUAUCCUAUCGGAAAAUUAAAAAGGGGAACACAAAGCAGAGAAUUGAUGAAUUUGAGUCCAUGUUGCAUUUAUAAUUUACUUCCUCAAGACAUUUCAUUGCCCAUGCUACUUGAGUCAUCUUUUUUUUCUCAUGUAUAGUUUCAUAACAUCUGGUGGAAGCUUAACCUCUCGUCUUUCAUUUGAAAAUUGGGUGCAACUAGCCAUAGGAAGAAAACUCCAAUUUGGUCAUCUUAAAUCAAGCAGCAUUAGGUUUCUUCACUUACAUAACAGGAUUUAUACAGUUUAAAACUUUACUAAUGCAUCAUCCUGUACACCAAGUGCCACAGAUGAAUCUGGUAAUGAUCUGGCUGCAUAAUUGGGAAGGGUAGGAAGUGAAGUAACCAAAGGAACACGAUGGCUCUGCAAGGCUAUGUCCCUGUCUUGAAGUCUUUCCAACUAGAAAUCUAAAGAGCUUGGGAAGCCCAGUACUAAACUUCAGAAAUUUAUAGCUGUUGGAUAGUUCAAAUGAAGCACAUUGUUUCAUAGAAUCAUUUAAGGAAUCUUCAAGGUCUCCUUGUCCUUCCCUCGUAUUGUCCUCCUGUGAUGUGAAACUGUUAUCUUGGACUUCUGAACAGUGAAAAUUCUAUAUGCCCAGUCCCUUCGUGUUACCAUUCAUCGUGUCCCCUCGCUGGAGGGACUGAGCAUCUGUCAGCCGGGAGAGUUCCAUUUGGUAAAUGUUGGUAUUAUGUUCACCAUUGAAUCCAUCUCAUUGUCAGGCUGAUGUAUUGGGACAGGAUAGAAGAGAAGUGGGCAGCAGACCAAAGAGUUGCAUUGAAUGUUUUCACUUCUCUGGGGGUGUUUUUGUUUUGUUUAUCUAGGAAAUCUUUGCUAGCAGUUACAUUUCUUUCAAAGAUGAAAAUAUUAGCAUGAUUAAAAACAAAUAAAGCCCAUCUUUAGUAUUGUGCCUUCACUCAUUAA